This is a messenger RNA of Elgaria multicarinata webbii, 923 nucleotides long. RefSeq names its product kazal-type serine protease inhibitor domain-containing protein 1-like. Lineage: Eukaryota; Metazoa; Chordata; Lepidosauria; Squamata; Anguidae. Gene Ontology annotation, biological process: regulation of cell growth; regulation of signal transduction. Gene Ontology annotation, cellular component: interstitial matrix; extracellular region. The transcript has 4 exons. The record is from RefSeq and is a predicted model, not a curated record. Gene Ontology annotation, molecular function: insulin-like growth factor binding. The coding region runs from base 1 to 894 and encodes 297 amino acids.
AUGAAGCCCCUGGUGGUUACAGUUGUACUGGUAGCCCUGAUGCAACUUUCUCAGACGUUCCCUGCUUGGUACCACAGAGGAUGGUUGAGGUUGUUAAGAGAAGGGGAGAGUUGUGGGACAUGCAACUUGGAACUUUGCUCUGUGCCUACGGAUUGUCGAGCUGGGACUGUCUUCGAUCUGUGCGGCUGCUGUUCUGAAUGUGGCAACGUGGAAGGGCAGAUCUGCGACUUGGACAAAGGCAGUCAUUUCUACGGUCACUGUGGAGACCACCUGGAGUGCCGGCUGGACAUCGAGGACAUAAAGUUUGGGGAAAUCCCUGAGCCGCAGUGCGUGUGCAAAUCGCAGGAGACUGUGUGUGGCCCCGAAGGAAAGACCUAUGAGAAUAUUUGCCAGUUCAAAGAGGCUUCUGUACAGAAGGGGAGAAAUAUUAGCAUCCAGCACAAAGGGCCGUGCAAAUCAGCUCCUGUUAUUUCUUUACCACCUCAAGACACCCAGAAUUUCACAGGGAAUGACAUAAUUUUCGGUUGUGAGGUAUCUGCUUACCCCAUGCCACACCUUGAAUGGAAGAAAAAAGGAAAUAAAAUGUUUCUUCCAGGAGAUGAUGCUCAUAUUUCAAUUCAGGCAAGAGGGGGACCUCGGAAAUACAGUGUGACUGGAUGGUUACAAAUUCAAGGAAUCAAGAAAUCAGACGAAGGUGUCUACAUAUGCCAAACCAAAAACAAAUAUGGGUUUGCCAUUUCAUCUGCCAAGCUGAAGGUUAUUGAUGGUUCAUCAUCAUUUCAGAAUAUCCCUGGCAGCUGGACCACAAGGGACAAAACAGAUUAUGGAGACUAUUUUGAAUCUAUUGAAGACGACGAAGAGGCAGAAUAUGAAUCUGGAGACUAUGGAAAAUGAAACAAGUGCCGAUUGUGUAAGGGGAUAUG